GUUGUAAUUUUUUGCAACUUGCUGUUCUGUAUUUGUGUAUUUGUUUUAUAAAAAUAAUCUAAAAUGGAGUUUAUCGACAAUGAUGUAAGGCAGUGGGAUGCUAACGAGGUGAAGGAACAAUUUGGAGACAGCCUGACGCUUCUACCAUCGAACGACAACAUAAAGGAGCUGCAAACCAUACUUCGAGACAAAAACACCUCCAGAAGUGACUUCAAAUUCUAUGCUGACCGGUUGAUCCGUCUGGUGAUUGAAGAAAGCCUAAACAAGUUGCCUUUCACGGACUGUGAAGUGAUCACUCCUACUGGGGCUCUCUAUAAAGGGCUCAAGUAUGGCGCUGGCAAUUGUGGUGUGUCCAUCGUUAGAUCCGGAGAAGCUAUGGAACAGGGGCUCCGCGACUGCUGUCGUUCGAUUCGUAUCGGCAAGAUCCUGGUGGAGAGCGACACGGACACGCACGAGGCACACGUGGUGUACGCCAAGUUCCCCGAGGAUAUAGCAAGAAGACAGGUCCUGCUUAUGUACCCCAUCAUGUCUACAGGGAACACCGUUAAACAGGCAGUAAACGUCCUAACCCAGCACGGAGUCAAAGAAGAGCGCAUCAUCCUUUCCAACCUAUUCUGCACACCCGCCGCCGUCCAAGCAGUCGUAGACUACGUGCCUAAGAUGAAGAUCCUCACGGCUGAACUGCAUCCCGUAGCGCCCAACCACUUCGGACAGAAGUACUUUGGGACGGACUGAUACGAUGACGAGUUUGAGGGGUAAGGUAGCUGUAAGGAGUGGUUGGGGUUCUGAAGCGCAUAAGUCUUACCUAUUUUUAUUUUAUUUGUGUUGAGCGGCUAUUCUAGUUCAAUAAAGUCCUAGUAUCACUGCGACCGUUAUCGAUCUAUUGUGAUCGCCGCUGUUUUCCUUACAGUUCGCCUCCGAGUCCUGCAUCCAAUAGGAAGUGCAGUAUCUUUUGGGGGGCGAUAUGUUUUACAUCUUGUGGGCUUAGGAUGUGUUUGCUCAGGUGUAAGCUCCGCUUGCGCAUCAGAGGUCCGCAGUCCGUGAGAAUGUGUAGUGGCGUUUCAUCUGCCUCUUUACACAUCCUGCACGUUCUUGUUUCGGACAGUCCCAUAGUGGACAAGUGCUUGUUUAAGCUGCAGUGUCCAGUCUUAUCUAAGUCUGUCGCCAUAACAACAAUGUUAACAGCAUUGUUGUGUUCCGCAGUUAGAGGUAAGAUAGCCAGUUCCUCUGUGGUUUUUUAAUUAUUUUUUUUGACAAUGAACAGUCAUGAUAUUUGUCACUUGUAAGAUCAAUUCUCUUUUUUUAACAUGAAAAUAAUAAAUUGCAUAACACUGCAUUCUAUCAUAGUAAAAAAAUAGUUUCUCAAAUGAUUUUAAAAAAUUAUGGGCAAAUAUUAAUAUCAUAACUUUCAAUUUUUAAGGAAGAGUACAUGAGUAUAUGCUUCAGAACCCAAACCACUGUAUUUAUAUGAUAAAUCUGUUAUAUACAAAGCUGUACAUACUAUAUGUGAAUCAUUGGUUGGUACAUUAAGCUGUAUCUCAUCACAACGUACACAGUUAGAGUUAAAAUCAAGAAUGUAUAGUCCACUUACUUUUGAAAUUUUAAAAUAAUCAAGUUGCAUUCAAAGAUAGAUGUGAAAUAACAUACUGAUCUUCUUCCUCGCAGAAAGGUUCCAUAUUAGCCUAGGCGCAGACCACCGAAUUUUAGUUGGCCGAUAGUUGAAUCGAUUUCCAAUUUGUAUGAAGAAUCGCCCGAUACCAAAUCGGUGUAGUGUGCGCACUUCCAUACAUUGUUCAUACUGAUCAACAGCCCGACCCAACUAUCGGCCGACUAAAAAUCGGUGGUCUGUGCCUGCCUAGGCAAACAAAUGGCCCAUAAGCCUUUAUGGGCCAUUUGUUUAGCUUUAGGUUAUUACCAAGUCUAUUGGCGACUGUAGUAAACUAUACAGUUUCUGUAUUCAGCUCUAUCAGUUUCUGAAAGGACUCGGAAGUUUGUAAAUUUAAAUUUUCAAUAUGGACACACAUCGCCAUAAAAAAACAAUUACAGGUCUUGGAAAUAUUUCAUAAUCAGAUCGUAUCCAUAAAUAUUAGUUUUUAGCAAAAUUUUAAAGAGGCUUUUUAUGUACUUAAACUUGGCUUAAAUCAUGCACCUACUUAAAAUUGCACAACAAGUGGCCUGUGUAUACCUUGUAGAUUUGUAAAUUAUAUUGACGUAUUAAAAAUUUAAUCUCUUAAGCGUAAGUUACGAUUAUGAUAAGAAAAUGUGAUGAAGUUAAUCUUCGAUUUGAUAAAUAGUUGUAAGUAAAGAAUUUGUAUGAGAAAAAUAUUUAUUGCUUGCUUUUGAAAAAACCUCAAUAAAUAUAUUAGAAACUUUA
This is a messenger RNA of Ostrinia nubilalis (European corn borer), 2374 nucleotides long. RefSeq names its product uracil phosphoribosyltransferase homolog (gene kri). The transcript is spliced from 4 exons. The coding region runs from base 64 to 735 and encodes 223 amino acids. The record is from RefSeq and is a predicted model, not a curated record. Gene Ontology annotation, molecular function: ribosylnicotinamide kinase activity. Gene Ontology annotation, cellular component: cytoplasm. Lineage: Eukaryota; Metazoa; Arthropoda; Insecta; Lepidoptera; Crambidae.